AUGCCCAAAGUCCUAGUCGUAGGCGCAUCACGAGGAUUAGGCUUGGCCAUUGUCGAAGAGCUCCAAAACCACCCCUCGACCACCGUCAUUGCCACCGUGCGCGGCUCCAUUCCUCUCGAAGGCAUCGAUACCCUCACCGACGUCGACAUUUCCUCCGAUGAUUCAAUUGCUAAGGCAGCGCAGCACCCUCUCGUCCAGGUCCUCGAUAUGAUCAUCGUCAACGCUGCCAUGGGUACACCUGGAAGACUCUUAUCCACUUCCACAGAUACCCUAUCCGAGUACCUCUCCACGAACGUCGUCGGUCCACACCGAGUCGUAUCCGCCUUCAUCCCGGCGCUCAGAAGAGGCAGAGACAAAAAGAUUGUUUUCAUAUCCUCCCGGGCCGGGUCGAUGCACACUCAGAUUGGCAACUCGUUUGGUCUGAUGGGGCCAUACACCGUCACCAAGGCGGGGUGCAAUAUGCUAGCAGUGCAGUACCAUAAUGAGUUGGAAAAGGAAGGAUUCAUUGUGGUGCCGGUGAAUCCGGGAUGGGUCGCAACUGACAUGGGCAACCUUGUAGGAAAUGGAGGAAUGGAACCGAAAGACAGUGCAAAGGGAAUCGUGCGUGUCGUGGAAGGAUUAAAGAGAGAGGAUAGCGCAAAAUUUUUCCAGUUUGAUGGGACGCUGGUGCCGUGGUAG
Molecule: messenger RNA, 678 nt
Organism: Desarmillaria tabescens
Lineage: Eukaryota; Fungi; Basidiomycota; Agaricomycetes; Agaricales; Physalacriaceae
Exons: 1
Coding region: 1-678 (225 amino acids)
Molecular function (GO): oxidoreductase activity, acting on the CH-OH group of donors, NAD or NADP as acceptor
Source: RefSeq, a predicted model, not a curated record